UUUAGACUGCCAUCUGCCUGGUGAUUGGAAUGCUCUUUCGCCAUCCGACGGAUUUCGAUUCAAGCAGGAUUUGGUGUAUGUGUCCUCUACUUUCUGCUUUCAUGGCUGUAAUCCACCGUUCGACAGGGAGCUUCAAUGCAGUGAUUGGUCACAUAGUCAUCUUACAGAAGAGCAUAAAACUUAUGCUGCUACAGCCUACAGAUGCCUAUUGCUUGCUCGAGAUAUUUGGUGUCUUCCAGGCAAAGGUUGCAAGAGAAGGGGAUCAGCUGAUGUUGAGGAGCACCAAAUGCAAUGGGAGGUUUAUUUGAAAGCCUCUGACAACUGAAGAGGCUGUUGAAGCUGCAAAGGGUUUCCAAAAAUUCCUGACUGUUUGGUCAAUAAGAACCUCGAGUUUUGGCAGUGCAUGGACUGCAACCAACUAUACUGUGAGUGUAUUGGAGUGGUUAAAUCCAUGGAAGGUUCAAGUGGGGCAGCAGCAGAGAGAAGAGCAAGGCCUCAAAAGGAUCAAGCUCUGAAUUGUCCAAGGUGUAAUUCAACUAACACCAAGUUCUGCUACUACAACAAUUACAGUCUCUCUCAACCAAGAUACUUCUGCAAGACUUGUAGAAGGUAUUGGACUGAAGGUGGCUCUUUUAGAAAUGUUCCUGUGGGAGGUGGUUCUAGAAAGAACAAGAGAUCCUCAUCUUCUUCUUCUUCUUCAUCAAAGAAUAAGGUUCCUGAUCAUCAUGAUCUGAUGAUGAAUAUCACCUCAUCAUCACCUGUUGGCUUCGCUCAUCAAAACCCUAAUAUUAAGAUCCAUCAUCAAGCCCAAGAUCUUAACCUAGCUUACCCACCACUACUACUUCAUGAGGUACCUCAAAACCCUAGUUCUACUAGUACAACAUCUCAACAUCAUGGCCAGCAACAUCUCUCAGCAAUGGAAUUUCUCAAGACGGGAAUAGCUAAUUCAAGAGGAUUGAUGAGUUCCUUCAUGUCCAUUCCUGUUUCAGCUGAUUCAAAUAACACCAUGUACUCAACUACAGCUGGGUUCUCCUUGCCAGACUACAAACCAACAACCCUCAAUUUCUCCUUGGAAGCAUUUCAAAGUGAUGGGUAUAAUGGAACUAGUACGAAUAUUACUGCUCUUCAAGAGACUAGCACUAGUACUGCAAGGCUUUUGUUUCCAAUGGAGGAUAUGAAGCAGAUUCCAAACCGUACUAGUGCUACUCCUACUACUAGUACUCAAUUUGAGCAGAAUAGAGGCCAAGGAGAUUCAACAGGGUACUGGCAAGGAAUGUUUAGUGGUGGAUGGUAACAAAAGAGAGUGAUAUUAAUUGAUGAUUAUUAUUUACAUCCCAUUUUUUAUUAACUACACCCUAUUAACCUUUUAAAAACACAUUAUAAUGGGGUGUACUUAAUAAAAAAUGAGAUACAAAUAAUGUUCAUCAUAUUAAUUUCUCUUUUCGUCUUGUCAUAUUUAAAAUAAUACUAUCUGAUGGUCAAUGUGGUGUUCUUGAAGCCUGAAGCUUAUUUUAGGUUGGCUUCUUCAAAUGGGUGUCGCAAGAAAUGAAGAUCCAUGUUUAAAGAGUA
This is a messenger RNA of Tripterygium wilfordii, 1569 nucleotides long. Its product is annotated as dof zinc finger protein DOF4.6-like. The record is from RefSeq and is a predicted model, not a curated record. The coding region runs from base 404 to 1294 and encodes 296 amino acids. Gene Ontology annotation, molecular function: DNA-binding transcription factor activity; DNA binding. The transcript has 4 exons. Gene Ontology annotation, biological process: regulation of DNA-templated transcription. NCBI's taxonomy places the organism in Eukaryota, Viridiplantae, Streptophyta, Magnoliopsida, Celastrales, Celastraceae.